Molecule: messenger RNA, 1271 nt
Organism: Medicago truncatula (barrel medic)
Lineage: Eukaryota; Viridiplantae; Streptophyta; Magnoliopsida; Fabales; Fabaceae
Product: protein DMR6-LIKE OXYGENASE 1
Exons: 3
Coding region: 58-1113 (351 amino acids)
Source: RefSeq, a predicted model, not a curated record
AAUUAACCAUCUUCAACAUUAUUGAUUCACAAACUCUAGCAACAGAACAAAACAACCAUGGGAGAAGUGGACCCUGCUUUUGUUCAAGAGCAAGAACACAGACCAAAACUCUCCAUCAUCGAAGCCAAAGGAAUUCCCGAAAUUGACCUCUCUCCAAUUCUUCACCAUGCAGUUCCAAAUCCAUCUGAUAUUGAAAACUUGGUGAAGGAGAUUGGAAGUGCAAGCAAGGAGUGGGGUUUCUUUCAAGUCACAAACCAUGGAGUCCCUUUGAGUCUAAGGCAGAGACUUGAGGAAGCUUCUAGAUUGUUCUUUGCUCAGAGUUUGGAGGAGAAGAAGAAGGUUGCUAGAGAUGAGGUCAAUCCUACUGGUUAUUAUGAUACAGAGCAUACCAAAAAUGUUAGAGACUGGAAAGAAGUGUUUGAUUUUCUUUCUCAAGAUCCUACAUUAGUUCCUCGGAGUUCUGAUGAACAUGAUGAUGGUGUUAUUCAAUGGACUAAUCAAUCACCUCAAUAUCCUCCACAAUUCAGGGCUAUACUUGAAGAGUAUAUUCAAGAGGUGGAAAAGCUGGCAUAUAGGUUGCUGGAGCUAAUAGCUCUAAGCUUAGGACUUGAAGCAAAGAGGUUUGAAGAAUUCUUCAAGUAUCAAACUAGCUUUAUUAGAUUCAACCACUAUCCUCCAUGCCCUUACCCUCACCUAGCACUUGGAGUUGGACGACACAAGGAUGCUGGUGCCUUAACUAUUCUUGCCCAAGAUGAGGUUGGAGGACUUGAAGUGAAGCGUAAAUCAGACCAACAAUGGGUUCUUGUGAAACCUACCCCAGAUGCUUACAUUAUCAAUGUUGGUGAUAUCAUUCAGGUUUGGAGCAAUGAUGCUUAUGAAAGUGUGGAACACAGAGUGAUGGUUAACUCUGAGAAAGAAAGGUUUUCAAUCCCCUUCUUUUUCUUCCCUGCACACGACACUGUAGUCAAACCUCUCGAGGAGCUGACAAAUGAGGAAAACCCUCCAAAAUACAGACCAUACAAUUGGGGAAAGUUUCUUGUCAACAGAAAGAGUAGCAAUUUCGAGAAGAAAAAGGUGGAGAACAUUCAAAUUUAUCAUUAUAAGAUAGCUUAAAUAAAGAUAGUGUAAUUCAAGUUUCACAUAGCUUGUGUAUGGAAAUAAAUUGAAUAAUAUGUUGCAGCACAUUGAUCCAAACAGUGUUUCAUAUGCGUGACUACAAAUGAAACUUACUAGUGUGUAUGUGGAAUAAUUAUGUAUGCAACUAUAUCCCC